AUGUCAGGAUCAUUUUGGAAAUUUGGACAAGAUUUUAGUUCGCAGUCGCCCCUAUCUAAGCUGCUGAAUAAGGCUUUUAUCAAGAUUGACAGUGAAUCCGCUAUUGCGGAAGUGAUAGAAAAAACCGAUGCUAGUAGCACUGACGAAAGUUUGGAAGGCAAUUCCUUCAGGUCAGAAGACGAGGAGGAAGAAGUGUGUGAGCCGCCAAAUACAGAAGAAGAAUACAAAGUCUAUAAGCCUAAUUUGUUACUUUUAGACGACCUCUUAGAUGAUGAGGAGUUAUAUACGGAACUAAUGUGCUCUAACUUCAAACUGCUAGUAUACUUAAAAUAUCCUGAAGUUCUGUCCAAAUUGAUAGAUUAUGUAAGAAAUAAUGCCAUACUGGAUUCCAGUAUUGAUAGAGUUAUUUCAGACAACACCAAUUUAGUGGAUGACAAAGAGGAGGACACAACUGAGGAUCCUGAGAGCUUUAAAAGAGAUACAGAGAGCGGAGAUAACAUUCCUGAAAGGAAAGAGAAAGGCCAUGAUGAUAAGGAAGAGGAUAUAGAAGGUGAAGAAGACGAUAAUGUCUCUGUGGAUACGAGGGUAACUCUUCCUCAUGAAAUAGAAGAGCACGAUGAUAUUAGAAGGGCCAGAAUAGCGGCUGAAGUACUAUCCGCUGACGUUUGGCCCAUAUCGUCCGCCUUAAUUGAAAACGAAGGUCUCCUAACCAAAGUUUGGUCGAUUCUUAGCCAUUCUUCCCCAUUGUCAAUAGAGGCAUCAACAUAUUUCAUGAAAAUCAAUGAGCGUCUCUUGGAUAUGGACAUGGAUGGUGUUAUCGGAUUCAUACUGAAAAAAGAAUACAUUGUUGAUGAUUUCUUGGUACACAUCGAUAAUCCGCCGUUGAUGGAUUUUUUAUUAAAGGUAAUAUCUACAGAUAAAUCAGAAGUAUCAAAUGGAGUUAUCCAACUGUUUAAAAAACAGAAUUUGGUCCCCAAGCUAGUCCAUCUACUCGAUCCUGUAUUUGAUUCUUCAAUGCAAUCCGCAGCCGGCGACUUUUUGAAGGCUCUGGUCACCAUUAGCGGCAACUGUCCUAAUGAAAUCGCCUCAAGUAUUGGGCCCAACGAGUUGACAAGACAGUUAGUUUCGCCUGAUAUGAUGAAAAAACUUAUGGAUAUAAUGCUCAAAGGCGGUACUUCGCUGAAUAAUGGUGUCGGGAUAAUUAUUGAGCUGAUAAGAAAAAAUAAUUCAGAUUACGAUGCGAUACAGGCAAAUUAUACCACUAUCAAAACCCAUCCUCCAACGGACAGAGACCCGAUUUAUUUGGGAUAUCUAGUAAAGCUGUUUUCGGAACGCAUGCCUAAAUUUAACGAAAUAUUAACCGAAAAGAAAAUCGCCCCUUUACGAACAUCCUAUGGGACAAUCGAACCCUUGGGAUUUGAGAGAUUCAAGAUUUGUGAACUUAUUGCGGAAUUGUUACACUGCUCAAAUAUGACUUUAUUGAAUGAACCAAAUGGUUACAGUAUUGUAAGAGAACGUGAUGCCGAAAGAGAACGAAUCUUUAAUGCAGAGGAUAAUGUGAACUCCAGUGACUUUAAUGAAUCAAAAGAAGAUGAGGAUGAGAACGAUGGAGAUGCUGAUGAAGAGGAAGAUGAUACGAAUCAAAUAGAAUCUACUGGCACCUCAGUAGAUGGGGAAGAAGUUAUUGAUAAAUUAAACUCAUUACAAAUAGAGACUGAUAAAGUAAACCAGGAAAUAAACAGUGACGAGAAGGAUGGUUUGAUACCAGAUUUCAACAAUGGGAAUCUACAGGAAGAAAACGAAAAUCCGUUCGAACCACAAUAUUCAGAUGUCAUUCUAGAUUCUUUCGACAUGGAAAAGAAAUUUCGCAUUUCUCCAAACGUUGGUGAUCAACUGAAAAUUGCUCUACAGGAUACUAGGGUGAUAGAUACUAUGCUUGAAAUGUUUUUCCAUUUCCAGUGGAAUAAUUUUCUGCAUAACGUAAUCUAUGAUGUUAUUCAACAAAUAUUCAAUGGUCCACUGAAGAUAGGUUACAACAGAUUUCUUUUGAGCGAUCUUCUAACCAACAUCUGUUUAACCGAUAUGAUUAUUAACGGAAAUAAUGAAUGUACGAAAUAUGAGGAAGCACAUAACUCAAGACUUGGAUACAUGGGUCACCUGACUCUAAUUGCCGAAGAGGUCACUAAAUUCACUGCAUACAUUGAAGAGAUGAACAUUAGCUUCGAGAACACUAAAGUAACUAACUCUUUCUUUGAGAGUAAGUGGGUUAAAUAUACUGAGGAUGUGUUAGAGGAUCUAAAGGGGAAAUACAAUGCAAUAUUAGGUGAUGUUGCCGAAGAAGGUGAGAUACUGGGAGAUGAAGAAGACGACACCGUCUACGGCAAGGCAACGCAUUCCGGGGGCAGCGUUGACGACUAUAUUAACGACAUAAUGCAAAUGGACAAUGUAAAUGGCCAAGGAGAGGAAAGUGAAGAGGCAGAAGGAUACGACGGCUUGGAUGAAGACAAAUCUCAGGAAUAUUGUCAUGAUAAUUCUAUAAAAAAAGGAUCACGUGUUCCAUCUAAUGAUGAACACGACGAAGCACAGCUAUAUUACGAAUACGUCAGCGAAGACGGGACAACAACAAGAUUAAACUUCAAUCCAGACCCUGAUUCUGAAGAACAUGAUUUGAAUGAGCUGGAUAAUAACGACAAAAUACCCUUAAAGCUCAAACGAAGCUUCACGGACGCAUGCAAGCCCGAAAUAAUACCGGAUAGUACCAUUCAUGCUGAAGAAGAAAAUGACUUUCAACUAAGCGCGGAAUUGAACGAUGACUGGGAGUCGUCACCUUCUAAUUCCUUGCCUAAAAGAGCAUCUCCUUCCAAAAAUGGUACCAACUCACCUAUAUACCAGCAUCAAUUUGAACUUCAUAGCCCCACAAAUGAGUGUGAAGAUUACAAGGACGGAAUAUUAAAAGCGGAAGAUCGUGAUUACGACAUUGAGGAAUAUGAUGAACUGAGCGAUGAUAGCGAUGAAGAGUACGAUAACUGCGAAGAUGAAGAUGAUUUAGACGAUGCGACUUCUAGUGCAUACGCGUUAUGUAGAUCCAAAAGUAAAGACAAGAUAUCAUGGGACGAAGAGGAGCAUGCCAGACUAAUGGGCGUUGUAAAAUUUAAUUCAGAGCAUUACAGGGACUAG
Messenger RNA from Saccharomyces kudriavzevii IFO 1802, 3177 nucleotides. It is a transcript of the gene SAP185, whose product is annotated as Sap185p. The record is from RefSeq and is a predicted model, not a curated record. Gene Ontology annotation, cellular component: cytosol; nucleus. Bases 1 to 3177 code for a protein of 1058 amino acids. Gene Ontology annotation, molecular function: protein phosphatase binding; protein phosphatase regulator activity. The transcript has a single exon. NCBI's taxonomy places the organism in Eukaryota, Fungi, Ascomycota, Saccharomycetes, Saccharomycetales, Saccharomycetaceae.